Molecule: messenger RNA, 1489 nt
Organism: Annulohypoxylon truncatum
Lineage: Eukaryota; Fungi; Ascomycota; Sordariomycetes; Xylariales; Hypoxylaceae
Product: increased loss of mitochondrial DNA protein 1
Exons: 2
Coding region: 461-1060 (199 amino acids)
Source: RefSeq, a predicted model, not a curated record
AUUUAGGCUACCCGCGCGAUAGGCGAUAAGGGAUAGGCAGCGGAAGUUACCCCAAAUUCUCUAUGAUCCCGGUCCCUGAGAUGAAUUGGCAUUGCAUCAAACUUGUAACCCCCAAGGAUUCUUGCAUGUGUUGUCGCAUGUGUCCCUAAGGAAGCUUGAGGCUGCAGUUCAUCCUGGUCACACGACGGCCAUUCAUUAAGUCAUCGUCUACGUCUACGUGUACCGCCGUCCGAACAGUCCUCGAUUUCGGUUUCCUUCGUCCGUUCACUUAAACACCACAGCGACGACAUCCUUCGUUUCGAAUCAGCAUCCGAUACUCCAGAGCCGGCAAUAACUAGUAGUUACUCUCUAGGUGCUAGCACCUAAAACAACCACCAACCCAACCAAUAUACGAAACGGACGUCCACCGAAACUCCCAAAAGAAUAGAGAAGAUAGAAACGAAUCUAGGAACGAAUCAAGAUGGCGCUCAUAUCCGUCAAAACGAUCCUCACCUCCCUGAGUCUCUUCCACAUCACCCUCGCCUACUUCUUCUACACGAACCCGAACGCCAUCGCAGACCAAGCACUAGUCUACGUUCUCGGCGAAGCCAUGGGCAUGCCGCAAACAACAUCCUUUACCACCCCCUCCAGCGCAACAUCCUUCCUAUCCAUAACCCUCCUCGUCCUCGGCCUCUCCGACCUGCUCACCCUCUCCAUGCCCGAAGAAAUCUGGCUAAUCCACUACUGGGGCUCGCAAGCGCCCCUGCGCAUCACCGUCUUCGCCUUCGUCUCCUUAUACACAUACUUCUCCACGCCGUCCUACGGCCGCGCGGGGCCGAGCCGCAUGUCGCACCCGCUAGCCCCGCCUAACGUAUUCGUCGCCGGUAGCAGUAUGGGAGGAGCAGGAGGUGGUGGGACAGGCGGUGACGGAUUGCGGAACCGUGUUUUUUUCACGUUUGCGUUUCUCGAGUUUCUUAGUUGGUUUUGGGUCUGGGUUACGCUUAAGGAGGAGGCGAGCAGUUUUGUCGCGAGGAAGAGGAGGAGGGGGAGCGCGAGUAACGGGGCUGCGCGGGGGUUCUAGGGAGUUUGAUGGAUGGAUGGAGGUUGGGUUGGUUUGGCGCGGGUGGCUUUGCGGAGAGAGAGGAUGCAUAGUUACCCUCUAAGGCUGCUCGGGCGGUGCGGAUACGGAUAUAGAGAGUACAAUGGUUUCUACCGAGCACAGCCUCUCGGCCGAGGUCUCUCUUUACCUCCUUUCAAAACCCGCGAUAUGUCUUUCGGCGGGUUCUCAGAAGCAUAUAACUGGCGUGGGGCACGGGAACGGAUGUUGUUGGCAUUUCCGCGGCAUUGGGGCAUGGGUUUCGACAUCUACAGAUCGGCGCUGAAAGACUGCUAGAAAGAGUGAGCGAGACGCGGACACGGAAGAUACCCUUUCUUUCUCCUAGAGUGUUUUAGGUCACGGAAUGCUUCACGUAUCAUGCAUUAGAUGGAUGACGGUCUCUUCUACUUGGGC